Messenger RNA from Penicillium atrosanguineum, 1464 nucleotides. RefSeq names its product LLM class flavin-dependent oxidoreductase. Gene Ontology annotation, molecular function: monooxygenase activity; oxidoreductase activity, acting on paired donors, with incorporation or reduction of molecular oxygen. The coding region runs from base 1 to 1464 and encodes 487 amino acids. The record is from RefSeq and is a predicted model, not a curated record. NCBI's taxonomy places the organism in Eukaryota, Fungi, Ascomycota, Eurotiomycetes, Eurotiales, Aspergillaceae. The transcript is spliced from 8 exons.
AUGUCCGGAACCAAUCAUCAGGCGGGGGGAGACAAACCUCGCAAGUCUCUGAUUCUCAAUGCUUUUGUUGAAAUGUGUAGUGGACAUCAGUCUCCAGGACUCUGGCGGCACCCUGAAGAUGAAUCGCAUCGAUUCAACGACGUGGACCACUGGAUUGAGCUUGCGCAAUUACUCGAGUCUGCCAAAUUCCACGGAAUUUUCAUUGCUGACGUUCUCGGUGGUUACGAUGUCUACAAGGGACCUAGGAACCUGGAUCCAUCAAUCAUCUCAGGUGCCCAAUGGCCCGUGAAUGAGCCCUUGGCAGUCGUGCCAGCAAUGGCUGCGGCGACGAAGAGUAUCGGAUUCGGCGUGACAGUCACAACGACAUACGAGCAGCCAUAUCACCUUGCCAGGAGACUUUCCACGAUCGAUCAUCUUACCAAAGGACGUGUCGGCUGGAAUGUUGUCACUGGAUAUCUCGAUUCCGCUGCCCGAAACCUAGGCGCAGCUGAGCAGCCACAUCACGAUGACCGAUACGCUAUAGCGGAAGAAUACAUCAAGGUCGCUUACAAGCUUUGGGAGUCAUCUUGGCGGCAAGAUGCAGUCGUGCUCGAUCGCGAGCGCGGCGUUUACACAGACCCCACACGCAUCCGUCAAAUCAAUCACGAGGGCAAAUACUUCAAGGUGCCAGGACCUCAUCUCACCCAGCCCAGUCCGCAGCGCACGCCCGUGAUUCUACAAGCCGGAACAUCCAAGGCCGGAAAGACCUUUGCCGCACAGCAUGCUGAGGCCAUCUUCGUCGCGGGACAUAGUCCUACCGUUGUAGCCAAGAACGUUGCUGAGAUUCGCCAACUUGCGCAGAGUGAGUUUGGUCGUGAUCCGCAGAGUAUUAAGUUCCUGGCACUGUUGUGUCCGGUUCUCGGUCGGACUGAGGAGGAGGCUCAGGAGAAGUUCAAGUCUUAUCGACAACUUGGCUCGAUUGAUGGUGCUUUGGCGCUGUUUGGUGGCUGGACUGGGAUCGAUCUGGAUAAGUAUGGUGAUGAUGAGGAGCUGCGUCAUGUCGAGAGCAAUGCAAUCCGAUCCGCUGUUGAAGGUUGGUCUAAGGCUAUGCCCGGAGUUUCCAAAUGGACCAAGAAGACCGUGGGCGAACACAUCACCGUGGGUGGUCUUGGUGCCACGCCCGUCGGCACACCGCAGCAAGUCGCCGAUAACAUGGAGAGAUGGGUCGAAGAAGCCGAUGUGGACGGAUUCAACCUGGCAUACGUUAUCAAGCCUGGCUCUUUCAAGGAUAUCAUCGAUCUGCUCAUUCCCGAGCUUCGCAAGCGCGGUCUCUUCCAUGAUGAAUAUGCAGUGGAGAAGGGGACCUACCGUGAGAACCUUUACACACGGCCUGGCCAGACUGGUCCGGCUGCAGACCACCCAGCUUCGAAGUACCGGUGGAACGCGGGUGUUGACGCGGCCGACGCCGUUUACCCUCAAGACUAA